Molecule: messenger RNA, 843 nt
Organism: Vicia villosa (hairy vetch)
Lineage: Eukaryota; Viridiplantae; Streptophyta; Magnoliopsida; Fabales; Fabaceae
Product: ribonuclease S-4-like
Exons: 4
Coding region: 1-843 (280 amino acids)
Biological process (GO): RNA catabolic process
Cellular component (GO): extracellular region
Molecular function (GO): RNA binding; ribonuclease T2 activity
Source: RefSeq, a predicted model, not a curated record
AUGGAAGCCCCUAUAAGAAGUACUUGUUCUUGGAUGCUAAGAGCCAUUCUAAAGCAAAGAGAUACAGUGAGGGAGAUGCAAGAGUGGAAGGAAAUGGAAGAUACUGACGCUGUUGAAUAUGAGUAUUUGAAGCUGGUUUUACAGUGGGGUCCUACCGUGUGUGAGGAACAUGACGACAGGGUAUGUGUCAUUUCUCCUAUCAUGGACAAACUAACUGUUCAUGGACUAUGGCCUGCCACGGAAGACGAACCACAGCCUAGAGACUGCGACACAGAGCCAGACGGGAACAACUUGAAAGAAAAUGGGUUUCCUCCCUUGGUUGUUACUAAAAUGCACCAAUUUUGGCCGAGCUAUUUUGAGGGACCCGUUAGAUUUUGGAGACGACAGUGGAGGAGACAUGGACGAUGCGCGUACCCUCAUAUUCAACAAAUUCCUUACGUUCGAUUGGCUACCAAUUACGCUGAGACAAUAGACAUUAUCGAAGCCCUAAAGGAAGUAGAUAUUGUUCCUCGUUCUAAUCGAGAAGACGCUAAAUAUUGGAGUAGGAACCUAUUAAUAGAUACGGUAACAGCUUAUGGAGUUCGCAAGGGUAUAGCAAUGGAUAACUUCUAUCCGGAACUACGCUGUAUUCGGGAUCACGAAUUUAUUGAAGCAAGGAUUUGUCUAUCUCCAAAUGGAGACGCAAUAAUUAGGUGCCCUAGUGAAGGAACUUGUCUAAACAAGUUUCAGUUGCUUACCUAUCCGAAGGAAUGUCCAGCGCCUCCUCCUUCGGAUCCUUCUUUUACUCUUACUAAUUUCCCACCACUAAAUCCUAAUGCUUAUUGGAUUGAGACUUGCGUGUGA